Molecule: messenger RNA, 712 nt
Organism: Chelonoidis abingdonii (Abingdon island giant tortoise)
Lineage: Eukaryota; Metazoa; Chordata; Testudines; Testudinidae
Source: RefSeq, a predicted model, not a curated record
AGCAAAGCCUUUGGUAUAUGACAGAACCGACCGAGUGCGAUUUAAUUUUAAAAGUCUGGUUCUCCUUUCUUGAUGCGGGGCACAACAAAAUGGUUCUCCAGUAAGAAGAAGAAGAAAAAUCUCUUCUAAGAAACCGUGUGUCUUGCAACUGAAGUCACCAGAAAUCCAGCUGCUUCGGGAUUUAAUGGGCUCUUCCAAAGAUGUUAAGGGACUUGUGAGAAAUCUGCAGCACGUCGAGAAAAUCCGGUGAAAGACAAUGCUAAACUGUAUUAGCGCUGUGCAAGGGUGGACCUAAAAGUUAUGAAGUGGUACCUAUCGUAACAACAAGCAAAUAUUGUUCUCGUUUAUUUAAUCAAGACCCGAACUAAUCAGAUCUUCAAGCAAUGGCAACAGAAGUGGUGUGUGGAUUGAUCUUCAGAUUGCUACUUCCAAUAUGUCUCGUAGCUGCAUGUGUGUUCCGUUACAAUGGGCUCUCUUUUGUCUACCUCGUCUACCUCUUGCUCAUUCCUCUAUUUUCAGAACCCACAAAAACAACGAUGCAAGGACAUACAGGACGGUUAUUAAAAUCCUUGUGUUUCAUCAGUCUAUCAUUCCUGCUGCUGCACAUCAUCUUCCAAAUCACAAUAAACAGCCUUGAAGCUGGAAACAGUAUUGAACCUGGUUUUAACUGUUCUACAUGGGAGAAAACAUUACGACAGAUCGGUUUUGAAAG